CCAUCGCUGAUUCCACACUUGUCCCUUCGCCAAUGAUGCCGUAUUUGUUCAAGGUCGCUAACUGCGGGAAACAAUAGCAAUGAUUGAUCGGAGAGGUCAAGACAGAGGCAGAGCGCUGUAAAGCAAAAAGAGACGGAUACCUUGGCCGCCUGGAUUUAAAUACAUAAGCAAUGCCAGAUAAAGCAGCAGAGGCUCAGAAUUCAGUGUCACCGAGGGUCUCGUCGUUUCUUAUCGAAAAUUUACUUCGCUCUAGCUGGGAUGAAACCUCGCAAUCCCGUACACGCCACAACUCGGAGGGUGGCGGCAGAGAAAAGGCGCCCCGCAGAGCAGCGGGCAGCCGGCAAUGUGGCGAUGUACGCUGUCCACGGCCGAUGAAUCGUGCUGCCCGUGAGUGCUCAUGUCCACGGGAAUCUUCGCCCGGCGGCGCUAGCGGAAACCUACCAAGUCUGAAUCAAUAUCUAAACAGUCCGGACGAACUCUCUGCUUCUCUACUCCCAGCCAAUGACCGUGAUUCACCAUUUAUAUCUGAGGUAGAGGAAUGUAAUGAGGAAAUGGACUUAAACAGACGGCAAAUUCCUCUGGAGGAACCGACUUACAGUACCAGCCGUAGCUUUUACGAGCGAGACGGGCACCAGGCACCGGAUCAGAAAUCGGCUCGCAAGAAGAAGACGCGAACCGUGUUCAGCCGGAGUCAGGUGUUCCAGCUGGAAUCUACCUUCGACAUGAAGCGCUACCUGAGCAGCUCCGAGAGGGCGGGGCUGGCCGCGUCCCUUCGUCUUUCCGAAACGCAGGUGAAGAUCUGGUUCCAGAACAGACGGAAUAAGUGGAAACGGCAGCUGACCACGGACAUGGAGGCCGCCAACAUCUCCCACUCCGCCCAGAGGACGUUCGGGGUUCCCGUUGUGUACCACGAGGGCACGGUGCCUACUGGAUUUACCGCUGCGCCUGUGUCCGCUUCCCUAGUUGGAUUCUCCAGCCCUUUGAAUAUUCCUUUUUUUCCUUUCACCCCUUCUAUAUCUUUCCUAAGGUCACAAAUGAUAGGGUUUGUAUAAAAAUGUGCGUGUUUAAAAAUCAGUGGGUAUUUAUAAAAUCACUUACGUGCAAUAAUUAAUCUGUUCCUUAUACGUAUAACAUUAAAUGUGUCCCUGAAAUGCACCACUUAAGGGGAUGUUUGCUUUGUUCCACCAUGUUCUUUUAUAUCGUCGCACAUACCAUAUCUCGUCGAGGUAGUAUAAAAAUAGCAGUGGUCUCACAUCCCAAACGUAUUUGAUGUAUAUUGAAUGAAGACACUUGCAAAUUUAUUUUGCAAAACGUUUGUAAAACCUUUUUUUAAGGAUUCACCUUUUUUCCACAGUACCAAGUCUUAAUUAGUUAUCAAUAAAACAGAUGAGCGCAAGUGUGUGUUUGUCUGCAACGUCAGAGUUUUCUCCUUCCUUGCUUCCACCUGUCCGCAAAGGACAACGAUUAUCAUUCGUCAUUGUAGGUUAUGAAUGACAGCCAAAUUGACGGUUCCGAUGCAUGUACAACAACACUUCAGUGACUGUCAUUGUGGAACAACCAACAAACCUACUUCUUACCUUUCAUGUAAUUUAAAUACUUUUACUGGGCCAAAACCUUAAAAGUUGACAAUAUAGGCCUAAAUCCUAUCCAAAUUAAACCAAUGUCAAAUGAAUUUCUUUUAAUUUAUUGGUAAUACAUAGAGCUUCGAUUCGUUAGGCCUAUUAUAAAUCAAGGUUUUCUAUAUAAUCUAAGUACAAUAAUUUUAUUCUUAUUAACGAGAAGUUAUUUUUAUGCAGUGAAUGAUGCGACUAGCAAAAAUAUUUGCCGAAAAAGAAAUUCUAACCAUAAAGUUGGCCAUUUACUCUUAUUUAGGCGAAUUAGGGAUAGGUGAAAACACAAAGAUAAACAGAGUAUUAACGAACAUCAAAUUAUUAUGUAAACGUAAAUAUUGUAUUUGUAUAUUUACAUAUUAGAUAAAGGGCCGGGCUUCAGCUCUUCUGAU
Molecule: messenger RNA, 2002 nt
Organism: Brienomyrus brachyistius
Lineage: Eukaryota; Metazoa; Chordata; Actinopteri; Osteoglossiformes; Mormyridae
Gene: hmx1
Product: H6 family homeobox 1
Exons: 2
Coding region: 171-1052 (293 amino acids)
Biological process (GO): regulation of transcription by RNA polymerase II; negative regulation of DNA-templated transcription
Cellular component (GO): nucleus
Molecular function (GO): RNA polymerase II transcription regulatory region sequence-specific DNA binding; DNA-binding transcription factor activity, RNA polymerase II-specific
Source: RefSeq, a predicted model, not a curated record